This is a messenger RNA of Fibroporia radiculosa, 1170 nucleotides long. RefSeq lists its product as uncharacterized. Bases 1 to 1170 code for a protein of 389 amino acids. The record is from RefSeq and is a predicted model, not a curated record. The transcript has 4 exons. NCBI's taxonomy places the organism in Eukaryota, Fungi, Basidiomycota, Agaricomycetes, Polyporales, Fibroporiaceae.
AUGCUUACAACAAGAACAAAAGAACCAAUCAGUGGUUCAACAGAUCCUCCUACCAGUAUUGCCACACCAAUCCUAACACCUGUUGGAAGUAAAGACAAUCAUCAUUCAGUAGUACCCCCACUAGCAGAGAAGUCCUCCCCUACACCGUCAUACCUUACCCCUGCUGCAGUGUCAUCCAGUAGAAGUGUAGUAACCCCUACACCCCGCACAUCACCACUUCAAUUAACCACCAAACCCUUGCCAAGUGAAUUGACAGACACCAGCCCUACAGUCAGACCCAGUUUCUUCUCAGGAAUCUUUGAUUCACCUGAACCAGUCAACCCACCAGUCCCAGUAGAGGAACAACACCCAGUUCCUGUCCCAACAGAACCCAAGCCAGAACUGCCCAGAUCCCCAGUCAAUCCCAACCCAGAAGAAGAUCCUGCUGACAGGAACCCGAACAACCCAGAAGACAGUGACCCAGAACCCAGUGAUCAAGAAGAAGAAGGAGACAUGUCUGACAACAACAGUGGAGCGGUAAACAAGCCCAAUCAAUUUGAAGGAGACAAGGGAAAGAGCAAGGAAUUUCUGGACAAAUUAUACCUAUACUUUGCUGGGAAUUCCAAGAAGAUCCAGACUGACAAAGAUAAGGUUCAAUGCAGUCUUUCAUAUAUCGAGAGACCUGCCCAAUUCUUUGUUCACACCAUCAUCACUGAUGUGGAAGAACCCAUAUCUGACUCCAAAGAUGCACCUCUCAAAGGAUUACCUAGCUGGGCUCAAUUUAAGAAGUCUUUCAUCCAAACCUUCAGAGUAGAAGAUGAUACUCAGGCAGCAUUAAAUGAGAUCAGCAAAUGUACCUGGGCUAGCAGAUUAAACGAGUUAGGGCAAAUUCAAGAACUCCAGCAUCUUAUUCCUCCUGCUCUCCUGAUCAAGAUUGCCGCCCAACUGCUGCUACCAGUUACCACAGUAGGAUACCUCAACAGUGUUCAAUCCAUCUGCCAAUCUAUGAUUGACAUCUUUGGUGAUAAACCCUUAUUCAUGCCAUCCACCAAUCACUCUUUUGGUCGCAACAAGGCGAUUGAAUCAUACAACACAUCCACUCAGGAGAAGGAUGAGACCAAGGAUUCCUCCAACAAAGAAGGGAUAGCCGAAGAAUACAUUCAGGCUAUUCCCUCCAAGAAGGAUUUUUGA